AUGGCUAAGAACAAACCCAAGACUACAGUAGCAGAGCCAACACUGAAGAAAAAGACAAGCAAAGAAUCGCCACCGGAAGAUCGAAAGAAACCGUCUCGUGGUUUAGUGGUUGGUGAAAAUUUUGGAUGGACAGGCAAACUACCCGUUACUCUACUAAAUGAACACUGCCAAAAACAAAAAUGGAACAAAUGCCAAUAUGAUAUGAUGAGGAAAUCCAACGGCUAUGUUGGAGUGGUGACAUUGUCUUGGGAAAAUCCGAAAACAAGAGAAGUCAUUACCGUGAAGUAUAUACCUACUUAUUCUCCGAGAGAAACCAGUAAUGAAGCCAGACACAUGGUUGCAACGUUUGUUUUACAUAGAAUCAACUACAUCAAAAACAUGAAGAUGUUGCUCCCGAUAAUCUUCAGAGAUUAUUGGACAGAGUUGGAAAGCGAGAGAUUACAAUUAUUGAAAGACGAUAAAACACUUCAUGACAAGAAAUACAAUACCGAUCCCUUCUCUGUUGUCAUGGAGCAACAAAAAGCAAAAGCUGAGAAAGAGAAAGAGCACACUGCAAGACAGAACCAGAACUUAAGGACCCACAAGCCCGUUGUGAACAUUGGACAAAAAUCAGCCUCGCCAGUUGCACUGCCAUCCCCAAAGGACUCCAUACCUAGAGGCGCAUGGGAACAUGCUCCAUUGAUGGAUAUUCCUUCUGAUAUGCGAGUUGAAAUCGAAAAGUCGGUACAGAAACACUUAGAAUGGGACAGCGUGGAACAUAGGAAAGAAGUAAAUCAGCUGGACACAGUUGUGAAGAAAUUGGCUGGAUUGGGAUUUCGAGAGAGCCACGUAAAAGAGGCUCUUCAAUACACGUCUGAAUUUGUUGAUGCUCUUGAGUGGUUGAUUUUUCAUAUUCCUGAAGACGACUUGCCAGUGCUUUUUGCCAAGUCAAGUAAGGACUCCCAAGUCCUGCUUACAGUUUCACAAAACUUGAAAACAGAGUUGGUUUUGAAGAGACUCAGAAAUUCUGGAUUUGAUGAGGAUGAAAUUGUGCGUGUUUACAAAGAGACCGGCGAGGAUGAAGUUGAAACGGCUGUUCAACUUACAAAACUUCUAGCCAACAAGGCGGAAGGAGUUUCAGUAGAAGACCAAAGCCAGGAUAUUUGGGAUCAAGAGGUUGAGGCUAUAAAGUCUACCAGAGAAGCAACACUUUUAGACAAAAGAAUAAUUUCAGUCCCGUUGAACCCCAUUGGUGUUGGUGAAAGAGUAAUUGAUUUGAAAAUUAUGAAGAGCACCAACUAUCCUAAUGAAAUACCCGGCAUACAACUCGUGGUGGCAGAAAAACACAACCUAGCCAAUUAUGUAAAGUUGUCCAUUGUAAAAAGUCUUCUAGACACUUUACACGUUGGAGAGUGCAUGAUUUUUUCGAUAAUUGAAUGGCUAGAGGAGAACAUGAUCAAGGUCAUUAACAAUCCUGGACCACUUGUGACGUACCAAAAAGACACAAGAAUAACAAAUGAAGCAGUGGGGGUUGAGAAGGAGUCAAAAACAAGAAGGAGGGUGAGACAAAACGAGGAUAACAUAAAGCUCUCAUAUCAAAAUAGAGCAGCCACAUUACAGGAAUCCUUGAUUGAAAGAGGAAAACUUCCCGUAUCGAAAAAAGCGCUGGAGAUUGUAAAAGCUAUAAAUGAAAACAAAAUCACGCUUAUUACAGGUGAGACAGGAUCGGGUAAGUCGACUCAGAUUGUCCAAUACAUCCUUGACGAUUUGAAUUCAAAAGGGGAUUUUUCAACAACCGUCUUUUGUACACAACCAAGACGUAUAUCUGCCCUUGGGUUAGCUUCUCGUAUUAGUGAAGAAAGAGGCGACAAAUUGGGCCAAGAAACUGGGUACAUGAUCAGAGGCGAGAACAAAAUCGGUCCAACGACGAGACUAACUUUCCUUACCACCGGUAUUUUACUUCGUAUGCUCCAAAACAUCACCAAAGACGAAGAUCAUGCCAUUUUCGAUAACCUUGGGUAUAUUUUCAUUGAUGAGGUACACGAAAGGUCUGUCGACAGCGACUUCCUACUCAUAAUAUUGAGGGAUAUAUUGAAAAAAUUCCCAAAAUUGAGAGUAGUACUCAUGUCUGCAACCAUAAAAGUUGACAAGUUCAAUGAGUUUUUCAGGAAGCCAUUGGUUCAUAAGCAUGUGGAGGGAAGAACUUUCCCCAUAACGGAUUUUUACUUGGAUGAUAUUUUAAUCGAAUUAGACUAUUCUAUGGAGGUAGGCGGAGAAGUUGUGAAGCCACGUGCCGACUCUCCAUUUUUCAAAAGUGGAAACAUCAACUAUGACUUACUUGCACAGCUAGUGUUACAUGUCGACAAGAAAUUGUCACUGAGGGAAAAUGCAGGGUCGAUAUUGAUUUUUUUGCCUGGUGUCCCAGAAAUAAACCGUGCAAUCAAGGCAAUAAACAGUUUAGGCGACUUCUGGACUCUUCCCCUCCACUCGUCCCUAUCAUCACAAGAACAAAAAAAGGUUUUCCAGUCAAGUCGUGGGCAGAGGAAAGUGGUUGUGUCUACAAAUAUAGCCGAGACUUCAAUUACAAUACCUGAUUGUGUGGUUGUCAUUGACUCCGGUCGGUCCAAGUCGAUGUUUUUUGACACAACUUUGAACUCUACCAAGUUGGUUGAGGAGUGGUGUUCUCAAGCGGAGAUCAAACAAAGAAGAGGUCGUUCAGGUCGUGUUACUGAUGGUACUUGUUACCAUUUAUACACUAAAGAUACUGAAAACUCGAUGCUUCUCCAGCCAAUACCUGAAAUCAUGCGCGUCCGUUUAGAAAACUUGUACUUGAUUGUAAAGUCAAUGGGGGUGAAAAACGUUGAAAAUUUUAUCGCCAGUGGACUUGACUCCCCCGACCAGUCCGCGUUGCUAUCUGCAAAGACCUUUUUACAAGAUGUCGGCGCUCUUGAAGGCGAAAAACUAACAACGUUGGGUCAGUACUUGUCAUACUUACCAACGGACCCCCAUACCGGAAAGCUUCUAUUAUUGGGCUGUAUUUUUGGAUGCCUAGACUUUUGUUCAGCUUUGGCUGCUAUAAGUUCAGUUGGUAGUAUAUUUGCCCAUUCCAUGGAAAACAGAGACAAGAUCAAAACCAUCACAGAGAGCUUCAGUGAUAACCAGGGAGAUUUUGUUGCAAUGGCAAAUAUCUACUUUGCCUAUUUGGACUCCCCAACCAAGAAGUUCAUGACAGAGAAUUGCUUAUCGUACAAUGCUCUUCGUGACAUUUCGUCAACAAGACAGCAAUACUACCAGUUGUUGUCCGAAAUGGGGUUCACAACACUGCCAACAGUGCCAAAAAAUAUUGCAAAACCAAACUAUAACAUGAUCCGCGCUAUUGUCGUUGGUUCAUUUUAUCCAAACGUGGCUCGAGUUCAAUACCCUCCAAAAAAGUUUUUAAAGUCGUCACAGGGAGCUAUUGAGGCAGACGCAGACGCCCGAUUAACAAAGUAUUGGGUGAAAAAGGAAAGUCCCAACGUUCAAGAUUCACCACUAGCUGCCACUCGAGUGUUUAUACAUCCUUCGUCAAUCAUGUUUGGUAAAAACUCCACCGGAUUUGAAAUUGACGACGAACUCGAGUCACAAUUCACUCGGGAAGAUGGAUCGAUUGACCUAGACAAGGCUAGGCAAGUUAUUCCACUUAACAAACCACUCCCAUCAUCGAAACACACAUUCAUUGCUUACAGAUCAUCUCAUUUCUCGAAUAAGUUGUACAUUAAUGGAAUCACCCCGUCAAACACAUUGACUACUUUGCUCUUUGGGGGAAGUUUCGACUACGAUUUACACCCCACUAGCGGCUCUCCUUCCAAUGGUAUCAUCCUUGACAAGUGGCUUCCAGUACGAACAUGGUGCAAAAAUGGAGUCCUAAUCAAGCAAGUAAGAAAGUUAUUAGAUAGUUAUAUGGAUUCGCGGUUAUCAAAGGUUGGUGCAACAGGGGAUAAGGACGACAUAGUGCAAAUUAUCGAGAAAGCUGUUUGUUUAUGA
Molecule: messenger RNA, 4002 nt
Organism: Lodderomyces theae
Lineage: Eukaryota; Fungi; Ascomycota; Pichiomycetes; Serinales; Debaryomycetaceae
Product: putative helicase
Exons: 1
Coding region: 1-4002 (1333 amino acids)
Cellular component (GO): intracellular anatomical structure
Molecular function (GO): RNA binding; protein binding; ATP binding
Source: RefSeq, a predicted model, not a curated record